Messenger RNA from Penicillium hordei, 822 nucleotides. Its product is annotated as bZIP transcription factor. The record is from RefSeq and is a predicted model, not a curated record. Gene Ontology annotation, biological process: regulation of DNA-templated transcription. Gene Ontology annotation, molecular function: DNA-binding transcription factor activity. The transcript has a single exon. The coding region runs from base 1 to 822 and encodes 273 amino acids. NCBI's taxonomy places the organism in Eukaryota, Fungi, Ascomycota, Eurotiomycetes, Eurotiales, Aspergillaceae.
AUGAGUUCUCAAGAUGAACCACCUGUGAAGAGGCGUGAGUCUCGAUCGGGGACAAGGAAAGUCUCGACUCUUUCAGUGGAACAACUAGAGCGAAAGCGUGCCAACGAUCGAGAGGCUCAGCGUUCCAUUCGUCAACGCACCAAGGAGCACAUAGAACAACUUGAGGCUCAGGUCUCUACGCUCCAGUCACAGAUUGCGGAGAUGCGGCUCCAAACCGAACAGUUCGAUGAAGUCGUACAACACAAUGCCUUUCUGGAGAACGAAGUGAUCCGAUUGAAGCAUCAAGUUGCUUCUUUGACUGGCCGACCGGAGUUUGCAUCAUCUAACGAACCGAUGGCUCCGUUUCGAAGUGAGUGGUCUUUGGACGAUGCCUCGAGUAGUGCAUUACCGGGCAUCCCAACAACAGGGGCAUUGCUACCGCCACACUUCACUGCAACAUCCCACACUCAGAGACCAUCGGGCUUUCUAGAAUCACGUCGAGAGUCUCAUCAGCAUGACUGGCAACACCCAUAUCCGUCCACAAGAUCGCCGUCGCUCGGCGCAGCCUCCGACGCGGAAUUCCCGAAUCGUAUGGAGCCAUAUUCCAUAGAUGGUCAAAUGCAUCAAGGACAACCAAUACGCCCACCUCAGCAACAAUCCGAAACGUCUUUCUCUCAGUUCGCUUACAGCAACCGAUCACUUUCCAUGUCGAGUGCCAGUCCCGUUUCUCAACCAACUCCCGCCCGAGUCUACCAACCCUCCACAGCGACGUACCCGCAACCAAUCCCUCAAUCGCAACAGACGGAUCCGACAUACGAGUAUCCAUGGGUGCCUCCGUCAUGA